UUUUUCGGGACGUUUCGUUCUUUUACGAAGCGUGUUUUAUACUGUAAUAAAAUAACUGUUACUUUCAUUAUUUACUUGGAAGUUUAAAUCUGUUUAGCUUGUAUUUUUAUUCAUAAUCUAUAAUACACCAGACACGUGUAAAAACUAUUGAUUUUGUGUUUUAUUACGUGUUAAUACACAUGAAGUGUCCGCAUUUACGGGUUUACACGUCAUGGAUGAGUCGAAUUUAACAACCGGUACAUCUUCGACUGGUUUUUUACCUACAACUUCAGCAAACUAUUUAGUUAUGCCUUUUACUCCUACGGUGCCUAGUGUUCCAAUGCCACAGUCUGUAGUAUGGACUCCAAUGCAACAAUCUUCAUUAGUGGUUCCUGUGACGCCACAUGUUGUGUCUGCUCCUCCACGUUUUAACCCUCGUGCUACUCGGAAAAAUUUCCGUCAACCAACACCUUCAGAACCAGCUAUUACUGUAUUUGUUGGUAAUAUUUCUGAAAAAGCUCCAGAUACUAUGAUUAGGCAUAUUUUGGCAACUUGUGGAAACAUUGCUUCUUGGAAAAGGGUACAAGGAUUUGGUUUUUGUGAAUAUUAUGGAGCUCAAGCUGCAUUACGUGCCAUUAAAGUUCUACAUGAUAUGGAAGUAGGUGAUAAAAAACUUGUAGUCAAAGUAGAUGCAAAAGCACAAGAAACAUUGGAUCAAUUUAAGGCAGAAAAAAAAGGUACUGAUGAUCCUGAAGAAAAUCAACAAUUUGAAGUAUUUUGUAGACAGAGAAUAAGUAGUAUUAUUAGUGAGCAUAAUGAUGAAAUGAACAAAGAAGGAAAUAAAAAUGAAGAAGAAGACAAACCAAGUAUUGUUGAUGGUGUUGGAUUUGAUUUGGUACCGAAUGAAGAUGAAAAAAAAAGUUUAAUUACUAGAGAAAUAGGUAAGUUUCGAGAAGUUAUGAAAAAACGAGAAGAGGAGAAAGAAGUUGAAAGAAAAAAGAAACAGGAAAAAGAAAAAUUAAAUGGAAGACAUGCGACUCCUGAUAGUCCAGAUGAAGAUGAAAUUAGAAGAAUACGCCGUAGAGAAGAACGUGAUAAAAGAGAUAAAGAAAAAGAAGAAAGAGACAAAAGAGAAAGAGAAAGAGAUGAAAGAGAUAAACGUGAUAGAGAGAAGAAAGAAAGAAGAGACAAAGAAAGAGAACGAGAAAAAAAAGAUAGAGAAAAAAGCAUCGAUAAAGAAAAUCGUAAAGAAAAAGAACCAGAAAAAAGCAGAGGCCAUUAUGAUAAAAAUAGAUUAAGAGAAAAAGAAAUGGAAGAAGAAGAACUGGAAAUGAAAAAAGAAGAUGAUCGGAGAAGGGAAAGAGAAAUAGCAUAUCAAGAAAAACGCAAGCAGUGGGAAAUUAGAGAAAAUCAGAAGAAAAAAGAAUUGGCCAAAGAACGUUCUAAAAAACAAAUGAUAGAAGAAGAACGAGAAAGAAAUGCUAAAAAAUUAAAAGAAUUUUUGGAAGAUUAUGAUGAUGAUAAAGAUGAUCAGAAAUAUUAUAAAGGUAGAGAGUUGCAAAAACGAAUUGAGCUUAGAGAAAAAGAAAUAGAAGAAGAUGGAAGAGAUAGACAAAAAGAAAAAGAUGAACUUGAAGCUAUCAGGGAAAAAAUAUACAACAGUGACUUCAAAGACCCAGAACUAGAAUUUGCUAAGGUAUUAAAAGCCAGAGAAGAAAUGUAUAAGCCUAAACUAUUAAUAGAUGUUGCUGAAAAACAAAGAGAUAAAUUAAAACGUUAUGAAAUGGAAAUUGAAAAAGAAAUUCAAAAACAAAAAAAUAUAGAAGCUGAGCAAGAACGACAGCGCCAUGUUAUGGAAAAAGCACAGACGCCCAGUCCUCAGCAACCAGCUACUCCUCCCAGCCUUGAACCUCAAACACCUCCGCCUGAGUUUGCACCUAUGACUCAAUCAACAACUUUAAUGAUUAAGAAAAGAAUGGACGUUAAAGAUGUAUUCAACAAUGACGAUGAAGAACUUCCACGACCGAAAAAAAGAAAAUUAGUUCCUCUUGAUUAUACAGAUAAAAAAGAAGAAGAGAGUAAAGCUGUUGAAGAAAAGAAAAAAAAUAUACGCCAAUUAAUUGAACGUAUUCCCACUGAUAAAGAUGACUUGUUUUCAUUUCUUCUUGAUUGGACUGUUGUCGACAAUCAAUUAAUGGAAAAACGUAUCAGACCUUGGAUUAAUAAAAAAAUCAUCGAAUACAUUGGUGAACCAGAACCAACUCUAGUAGAUUUUAUAUGUUCAAAGGUAUUAGCUGGUAGCAGUCCUCAAGCUAUACUUGAUGAUGUUCAAAUGGUGCUUGAUGAAGAAGCUGAAGUGUUUGUUGUAAAAAUGUGGAGACUUCUUGUCUAUGAAGUUGAAGCUAAAAAAUUAGGAUUAGUUAAAUUAGAAGAAAAUGGUCAUAAAGAUCCUUAAUAUUUCAAUACUAACUUUUGUAAAUAUAAUCUUUUAAUAUUUUACAAAUUUGGAAAUGUUUCAACCUCAGUUUUUAGUUUAAUAAUAAUUUGCCACUGUCUCAUAAGGUAAAAUUGGCUGAGUUUUAAUUUAUCAAAGAAUUAUUGUUAUUGGAUCAAAAUCUGUAUUAUUCAUAUUUUGUGUUUUUAAGUUAAAUGUACAACUAUUUUCAUCGAUCAUUUUACUG
Molecule: messenger RNA, 2660 nt
Organism: Sipha flava (yellow sugarcane aphid)
Lineage: Eukaryota; Metazoa; Arthropoda; Insecta; Hemiptera; Aphididae
Product: RNA-binding protein 25
Exons: 2
Coding region: 212-2434 (740 amino acids)
Biological process (GO): mRNA processing; regulation of alternative mRNA splicing, via spliceosome
Cellular component (GO): spliceosomal complex
Molecular function (GO): mRNA binding
Source: RefSeq, a predicted model, not a curated record